AUGGAGCGUGCACGGGCGGCCAGCGUAUGGUACGCGGGGCAGUGGGCCGCUGCUACGCGCCGGCAGUGGGUCCUGCGGAGCGCAGGGGUCGAGGGACACGCGGUAGCGGCCUCGGUAUCGCACACCCUCAUCGCUUGCAAGGACCACGUCCUGGCCGCCGGCCAGAACGCCGCUGGGGAGCUCGGCGGAAUGCCAGACGCUACGCGCUGGCACACGCGCCGCAUCGAGGGCGCGGUGCAGCACGUAGCGGCAGGCAGCAACUUUUCGUGGAUAGGGAAUAGCGAGCGCAUGCUCGCGUGCGGAACACACAACCGCGGCCAGCUCGGUGCACUGCGUGCCGACGGCGCGCUCGCGCACGCCGACGUGCCGCGUGUCUCGGAGAUCGCCGCGGGCCUCGACCACGUCGUGGUGCGCUCGGGCAGCGAGGUAUGGACCUGCGGACUCAACACCGACGGCCAGCUCGGACGCUCAGACGCCGGGCGAUACGAUUCGCAUAUGCGCCGCGUCGCCCUCCCGGACGCGGAGCGCGCGGCAAGCGUGCGCGCGGGCGGCGACACGUCGCUCGCGCUCACGGAAAAUGGGCGCAUGUUUGUCUGGGGCAACACCGAGUACGGCCAGGCCCUAUGCGACUCGGGCGAUCAGCUCCGGACACCGACCGCGGCGCCGUGCGAUAUACCCCUUGCGGACGCGCGCCUCGGCGGCAGCUUCGUGGUGCUUCGUGAUGACGACGGAAAGGUGUACACGGCGGGCUACGGCGCGACAGCGACAGGCGCAGGGAUCCAGCGCAUAAAGCAGGUGGACCUUCCGCAUGCGCAUUGCAUCGGCGCGGGCCUCGAGAUGGCGGCCGCAGCGACCGCCGACGGCAUCUAUGUAUGGGGCCUGCUCCGUACGCCGGACGGGCUGCGGCAUAUUGCGCGCCCGGAGCGUAUUCCGACGGAUGGCCCGGGGCCACAAAAGGUGUCGGCGCUGGUGUGUACGCGCGACGCGCUCUUGGCACUGGAAGCGUAG
This is a messenger RNA of Malassezia japonica, 1008 nucleotides long. RefSeq lists its product as uncharacterized. The record is from RefSeq and is a predicted model, not a curated record. Gene Ontology annotation, cellular component: mitochondrial inner membrane. The transcript is spliced from 3 exons. Lineage: Eukaryota; Fungi; Basidiomycota; Malasseziomycetes; Malasseziales; Malasseziaceae. Gene Ontology annotation, biological process: positive regulation of mitochondrial translation. Gene Ontology annotation, molecular function: rRNA binding; guanyl-nucleotide exchange factor activity. Bases 1 to 1008 code for a protein of 335 amino acids.